Molecule: messenger RNA, 1858 nt
Organism: Rubroshorea leprosula
Lineage: Eukaryota; Viridiplantae; Streptophyta; Magnoliopsida; Malvales; Dipterocarpaceae
Source: the annotation of a GenBank genome assembly
AUUAGAUCUAAAUAGCAAGAGAUUAAUAAAAAAAAAAAAAUCAAAUAACAAUAUUAUCAUUCUUUUAAACCCCAUUUAGUUUUACUGAUCUAAUUUGUCAUAUUACGUAAGAAUGAGAGAAUGAAAGUUCCUUGCUAUUUUCAUCAUAUUCAUAUCUUGUAUUUGUUAUGAUAACCAUUGGUUCGUUGGCUCACUAUAAGGCUAGAAUCAUUAGGAGGCAUCAUGAUUUGGUUGACAGCUACCUUUGCAGUUAUGCAGAAUGGAAGAGCAGAAAACCAGGCAGCAUUUGCAGCAACAAUGGGUCUGCUUCUCAGUUAUACUUUAAAUAUCACCACUCUUUUGAGUGGUGUUCUAAGACAAGCAAGUAGGGCUGAGAAUAGCUUGAAUGCUGUGGAGCGUGUGGGCACAUACAUUGAUCUAGCUUCAGAGGCUCCAGAUGUUAUUGAAAGCAAUCGACCGCCACCUGGGUGGCCCUCAUCAGGAUCAAUUAAGUUCGAGGAUGUUGUCCUACGUUAUAGGCCUGAACUUCCUCCAGUUUUACAUGGAUUAUCCUUCACCAUUUCUCCAAGUGAGAAGGUUGGGAUUGUGGGAAGAACCGGUGCAGGAAAAUCAAGCAUGCUAAAUGCAUUAUUUCGGAUUGUAGAAGUGGAAAAAGGAAGAAUCUCAAUUGAUGGUUGUGAUCUUGCUAAAUUUGGACUAACAGAUAUACGGAAGGCUCUUAGUAUCAUACCACAAUCACCAGUUCUUUUCUCAGGAACUGUGCGAUUUAAUCUUGAUCCAUUUAGUGAGCACAAUGAUGCUGAUCUGUGGGAGGCAUUGGAGAGGGCACAUUUAAAGGAUGUCAUUAGGAAUAUCCUUUUGGUUUGGAUGCUCAGGAAAAUAUUGUUAACUGAUGUGCAACAAAAUGCAUAUUUCUAUGUUUUGGAGGGUGGGGAGAAUUUCAGUGUUGGGCAGAGGCAACUAUUAAGUCUUUCGCGAGCAUUACUGCGAAGUUCAAAGAUUCUUGUUCUUGAUGAAGCAACUGCAGCUGUUGACGUAAGGACUGAUGCUCUUAUCCAGAAAACUAUUCGAGAAGAAUUCAAAUACUGCACCAUGCUUGUUAUUGCUCACAGACUAAAUACAAUCAUUGACUGUGAUCGGAUUCUCGUGCUUGAUGCUGGUCAGGUUCUAGAACAUGACACUCCAGAGGAACUGUUAUCCAAGGAAGAAAGUGCAUUUGCAAAAAUGGUGCAAAGUACAGGGCCUGCAAAUGCUCAGUACUUACAUAGCUUGGUUUUCAGAUCUGAAGAGGACAAGUUAAGCAGAGAAGAAUCCAAGAGGUUGAAUGUAAAGAGGAAAUGGCUAGCUACUUCCCACUGGACUGCUGCUGCUCGAUUUGCCCUUGCUGUCAGCCUUACUUCUUCACAGGGCAAUCUUCAAAGGUUGGAUUUUGAACAUGAGAAUAAUAUCCUCAAGAAAACAAAAGAUGCUGUGAUAACACUGCAGGAUGUUUUGGAGGGGAAGCAUGAUGAUGAUAUAGCCAAUACACUGCAAGAGUACCAAGUCGCAAGUGACAGUUGGUGGUCAGCUCUCUAUAGAAUGAUUGAAGGUCUUGCUGUAAUGAGCAGGUUGUCUCAGCAUACCAGGCUUCAACAAUCAGAGUGUGAUUUUGAAGGCGGUCAACAAGAUUGGGAUGAUUGUGAAAUGUAGGAGAAAAUAAGAAACCGUUGGUCAAUAAAAAGAUGUCUGGCCUUUUCUUCUCCCCUUGUUCUGCCCAGUUUGUAAUUGCUGUCAGCCACACAGGCUAUUCUCUGUACAAACUAGAUAUGAAUGAAAAAUCCCCCUUUUUUUUUUUUGUUUAUAAAGGUGAAUCUCAAUU